UGCAAAACGAGAACCUCUUGUGCUGCGAUUUUAAUUGUGGAGGCCUGUGAAAGAAUCGCUUUUUACAGUCUUUUAGGGAACUUGGUGCUUUUUCUAAACGAGAACCCGCUUCACUGGAAUGCUUACAAUGCUUCGUCUCUCUCCUUCUAUUUUCUGGGCCUGUCUUUUAUUACUUCUUUGCUGGGGGGUCUCAUCGCUGAUACCCUCCUCGGACGCUUUAAAGGACUUUUAUUUUCCUUCCUCAUCUAUGUUAUUGGUUAUUUCUUCCUUCUUUUCGUCGCGGCACCCGUCCACAAAGAUGGCAAGAAGAACGUCUUCUAUAAUUUCUGCCCCAACCACACACGGAACAGCAGUAUGCACAUUCCAAAUCUCUUCGAGGAAAACUGUUCACUUCCCAUUUUCUUCAUUUUAACCACUGCUGCCGUUGGAAUCGGAUUCUUCAAAGCUAACAUCAUUCCUUUUGGCGCUGACCAGGUUCAAAACAAUUCACCUGUGAACAUCAGGAGUUUUUUCAAUUGGUUCUACCUGGCUUUGAAUAUUGGUGCCUUCAUCGGUCUUGGAGUGCUGACUUUUAUACAGCAGUAUUUUUCCUUUUUCUAUGGUUUUGCUGCAGCUCUUGGAACACUGGCAUUGGGAUUUCUUGUAUUUGUUGCAGGUCGAUGUUGUUAUAAAGUUUCCCCGCCAAAUGGAAGUGUUCUUAUUAAUAUUUACCAAAUUAUAAACAAUGCCUUUGUCAACAGACGCAAGUGCAAACAGAAGCGGAUCACCUUUAAUUCCUAUAAUUCCCAACUGGAUCAAAUCGAGGAUAAUUUGCACAAGAAGAGCUUUUUGGAUUAUUCGAAAGUUCGUUACGGAGGGCGUUUCCAUGAUUCACUGGUGAACGAUGUAAAGGCUCUUGGGAAAGUUUUUAUCUUCUUCAUUGCUUUAAUUCCCUACUGGAUGGUGUAUUUUCAGAUGGAGACAACAUUUUUAGUGCAGGGGCUGCACAUGAGGCUUUCAAUGCAAAAUGGCACUGCGAAAGUCUUACAAAAUCAUAACUAUAAUUGCACAAAAGCAUCAGAAGUUAAUUAUCCAAAGGUAGCCGUAGCCUGGCUGUCCCUCUGUGAUGUUCUCCUCAUAUUCUUGAUCUUGCCUCUCAUGGAAAAAGUCAUCUAUCCUUGGUUUGACUCCGUGGGUUAUUCGUUCUCGUUGACUCAACGCAUCACCACUGGUAUGAUAUUCGCAGUCCUUGCAAUGGUUGCUGCUGGUGUGGUGGAAUUAUUUCGGCUGCAAACUGUCUACUACGACCCCAAAUACCAAUGCCAGUGUCACAUUAUUGAGCAGACCAUUGGCACUCUGGGGCAACAUGAUCAAUUCUAUGCUGCAGACAUGAGCAUCUUCUACCAAGUUCCACAAUACGCCUUUCUUGGAAUCAGUGAAGUCUUUGCAAGUGUUGCAGGUAAGAAACAAACUUUUGAUCUUUCCAUUAAUUCCAUUAUGCUCUGAACUAAUGGUUCUCAA
Molecule: messenger RNA, 1500 nt
Organism: Octopus bimaculoides (California two-spot octopus)
Lineage: Eukaryota; Metazoa; Mollusca; Cephalopoda; Octopoda; Octopodidae
Product: solute carrier family 15 member 4
Biological process (GO): transmembrane transport
Cellular component (GO): membrane
Molecular function (GO): transmembrane transporter activity
Source: RefSeq, a predicted model, not a curated record